Messenger RNA from Andrographis paniculata, 2572 nucleotides. Its product is annotated as probable protein phosphatase 2C 63. NCBI's taxonomy places the organism in Eukaryota, Viridiplantae, Streptophyta, Magnoliopsida, Lamiales, Acanthaceae. Gene Ontology annotation, biological process: protein dephosphorylation. The coding region runs from base 205 to 1335 and encodes 376 amino acids. The record is from RefSeq and is a predicted model, not a curated record. The transcript is spliced from 4 exons. Gene Ontology annotation, molecular function: protein serine/threonine phosphatase activity; cation binding.
UUUCUUUCCCAAGAUUUUCCAUUUCCACACACACAGUCUCCUCUCUCUGUAUCAAUUCCAUAAAACCUCGUCAAAUUCCAACUUUUCUCCUUAUUUGAUUCCAUCGGAGAUUGUGAAGGUCGUCACCUAGGGAUUCUACCGGAUUCGCGGUGAAGAACUGAUUAUUGUAUACGGCGGCGGCAGCGGCGGCGGCGGUAAGGAAAGAUGCUGCGAUCAUGGUGUAGUCGGUGCUUGGGGCGGCGGAGCGGCGACGGAUUGCUAUGGCACAUGGAUUUGAAGCCCCACGCGUCAGGAGACUUUUCAAUUGCGGUUGUGCAGGCGAAUUCGAAUUUGGAGGAUCAGAGUCAGGUUUACACGUCGCCGUCCGCCACAUACGUCGGCGUGUACGACGGCCAUGGCGGACCGGAGGCAUCUCGUUUUGUUAAUCGCCACCUGUUUCCUUAUCUUCACAAAUUUUCUUCUGAGCAUGGAGGAUUGUCAUCUGAUGUGAUAAAGAAGGCAUUCAAUGCCACAGAAGAGGAAUUCACUCGUUUAGUGAAGAGAUCAUUGGCACUGAAGCCUCAAAUCGCUUCGGUGGGAUCAUGUUGCCUUGUAGGUGCAAUUUCAAAUGGAGAAUUGUACGUUGCGAAUUUGGGGGAUUCGAGGGCUGUUCUUGGUAGGAGAGGCUUUGAUGGAGAAAAAAAUUUGGUGGCUGAAAGGUUGUCCACAGAUCAUAAUGUUUCAUGUGAGAAUGUGAGGAGGGAGGUCAAAGCUCUGCAUCCCGACGAUACUCAAAUUGUUGUUUAUUGUCGUGGAGUUUGGAGAAUCAAAGGAAUUAUUCAGGUGUCUAGAUCAAUCGGCGACCUUUAUUUGAAGAAACCCGAGUUUCACAGAGAUCCCAUAUUCCAACAAUUCGGGAACUACGUCCCGAUGAAGCGACCACUAUUGACUGCCGAACCCUCCAUUGUAAGGAGAAAGCUCAGACCUCAAGACUUGUUUCUGAUUUUUGCCUCGGAUGGUCUCUGGGAACACCUCAGCGACGACACAGCAGUGCAGAUAGUAUCCAAAUACCCGAGAGCUGGAAUAGCGAAGAGAUUAGUAGCGGCAGCAAUGCAAGAAGCUGCUAAGAAGCGAGAAGUGCGAUACAAAGAUAUUAGGAAGAUCGAGAGGGGAAUCAGACGACAUUUCCACGACGACAUCAGUGUCAUCGUCAUCUACCUUGAUCAUCAAAAAGUCUCGACCAAACAAGGUACUAUUGGCUGCACUGCUGCCCCUCUCGACAUAUUUUCGUUUCAUUCUGACCAAGUCGUCGAGGAUUUAGGCGACGGGAUUUCCCGACCAAGAGUUGCAUAUUGACUGAUGACUGAGUAGAUAAUUUACUUGAUGAUGGUACAAAGUAGAGAUUAGAAUCUAGAAACUAGAAAGAAUUGUGUGGGUGGGCGGGUGUGUGUUAUGAAUGAAUAUAUAUAUAUAUAUAUUAUUAUAGGUUGUCUGAAACUUUUGUUUUGAUUUUUCCCAUAGAAAGAAAGAAACUAACAGUUGGUUUUUGAAGAUUAGGGUCUUAACACACACCAUCAUAUGCUGUUCUUUGAAUCAGAUCAGAUCGAUUUCUUACACAAUUUUAUUAAAAAUUACUAUUCAUUUGGUGGUUUUGUUGUAGUUUUUGGUGUCUGAUUCUUAUUUGCUUUCUGACAUGUACUGUAGUAUUUUGUAAUUUAUACCAAUAUAUUAAAGUAAAUGUGGACUUUAUACUUUGCUAAUUACCGAGACAAUUCUGUUCUAAUAAUCAAAUUUUGUUUCAAAUCAUUGACAAGUGAGAUGGGUUUUGAAGAGUUUCUUCAUGGGGUUUGAAACCAUCUAAUAAUGUACGUGAGAUAAAAAGAAACACGAAAUAAAUUCUUUACAUUUAAAAUAUUAUAUUAAUAAAUAUUUAUAUUAUAUCAAAUAAUUAUUUCUGUUUACAAUUUUACCAACCAAAACCCUAUAAAUAACCAUGCCCUUUGUUACUUUCUUUUGAUUGUAAAAUUUCAAAUAAUAAUAUAACUAAGUAUUUUGAUAAAUAAUGUUAAGUGGGUAUACAUGUACUUUUAUUUUUUUUAAGUGGUCUCUCAUAAGUAAACAUAACAUGACUUUUACAAUAGCAUGCUAAUAUAUAUAUAUAUAUAUAUUUACCUAUUUACAAAAUUAAAAUCCAGAUAAAAAUAUUUAAAAACUUUAGUAGGUACCUGCCUAUUAUUCAAAAUGGUUUGACAGCUAUUCAACCUAAUUGAUAGUUUUUGUAGUACCACCUUCCUCUAGACUUGACCACCUAUUAUUCAAUAUAUAUAUAUAUAUAUAUAUUAUCUCCGACAUGACUUAAUGUAUAUUUUUAUUUUAUCAUAAUAAAUGUAAAAGAAUAAUAUUUUAUUAAUAACUAAAAAAAUUAUAAGAUAAUUUUUUAUUUUUAAAAAUACAAGAGAAAAGAAAUGCAUAUAUACUCCCUCUGUCAGGUCACAAAGAGAAUAACUUUUUUAUUUGUACGUAAAUUUUUUAAUAUUAUUGAAUAUUAGUAUUUUAUUAGAUUAUAGUAACAAGACAAAAAUAUCCAUAUUAU